AUGAAUCAGAUACGAUCCACUCAUGCUGUUACGCCGAUCAAAGGCCCUCCAGGAGUGCUAACCAACAGCAGUACAGCGAACGACUUUCCGAACGACACCAAAGAGAAUAGACCGAAGGACCAGGCAAACAACGUUGCUGCCACCACAAGAGCAAAGAAGAAGUCUUUGUCAUUUAACCUGUCCAUUCUACUACUUGGCAUUAUUGGCUUCCUCGUGGCAUUGGACGCCAACUCUCUAGCAGUAGCACUACCUACCAUUGGGAACGAGCUGGGAGGGUCAACUCUAGAGACCUUUUGGGCUGGUAUCGCAUUCACCCUCGCCGUCGCCAUCACACAACCGGUCUAUUCGACUAUAUCCGAUGUCGUCGGCCGGAAGAUACCGUUGUAUACCUCUCUUCUCUUCUUUACUGCUGGCUCAAUCAUCUUCGCCCGUGCCGGGAACAUGGAGAUCGUCAUUCUUGGUCGUGCUGUGAUGGGCUUCGGUGGGGGCGGCAUGGAUGUAUUGCAAGUCAUUCUGCUUUCCGAUGUUACGACAUUAAGAGAGCGUCCCUUAUAUAUGGGGAUAAAUGCUGUCUUUAAUGCGACAGGAGCUGUUAUAGGACCCAUCCUCGGCGGCGUUUUUAGCCAGUAUAUCUCCUGGCGCUGGUUGGGUUGGUUCAACCUCCCCUUUCUUGGAAUCUCGGUCAUGUUGGCCUUCUUCUUUCUACGAAUUAAACAUCUCCAAUUAGAAUUUCGCAAGAGACUGGAGCGUAUUGAUUGGGUCGGCAUAUUAUUAUUCGGCACUGGAGGAACAUGUCUGGCUUUGCCCCUUUCCUGGGCCAAUUCGCUUUACCCUUGGUCUUCUUGGAAGACUCUGCUCCCACUGAUCAUCGGCGUGGUUUUCCUCUGCAUUCUGGCAUGGUACGAACGGAAGCCACUUGAACCGGUUUUCCCUUAUCGUAUCUUUACCACAAGAACUGGAAAUGGAGCUAUACUCUCAGGAGGAAUUCAUGGUCUCCUGAUGUACAGCAUUUCUCAAUACCUCCCAUUGUAUUAUGAGGCGGUUCACCUUCAAACACCCUUUCAAGCUGGUAUUUCGACACUUCCUUAUUGUGCCGUCAGUAUUGGCUUCAGCGCCAUAUCAGGCGUUGUGGUAAAUAAACUGCGGCGAUACAAGCUAAUACUCUGGAGCGGAUGGAUUUUGAGUACAGUCUUCACAGGAAUGCUCUAUCGACUGGACCACAACACUAUUGCAGCCGAGAGUUACAGUUACCAAGUCCUCAUGGGUGUUGGCAUCGGCACUGUCCUCACCGUGACCGCCUUGCCGACUCAGGCUAGCGCUAAAGAUCCCAACGAUACCGGUAUUGCGGCUGGUAUGCUCGUGAUUUUCCGCUUCUUUGGUGCGCUCAUUGGCUUGACCAUCGGUUCAACAGUAUUUAGUUCUGCCUUCCAGAUGAGCGUUGAUACAGUUGCGGUCAAUGGGCAAAUUCCAGACGCCGCAAAGUUCUUGCAAGAUUCCACAGGGGCGUUGAGUUUUAUACCUUAUCUCCGCGACCUGGAUGUGUCUAGAGAGGCCAUGGAUACCAUCAUUGGCGUGUACACACGGGCUUUUCAGGUAGUCUGGCUGGUGUUCAUGGGAGCCUCUGUUUUGGGCUUUGUGUUCUCCUUGCUUAUCAAGGAGCUUUCCAUGGAGAAUGACGAGGUUGGUAGGCAAGGAUUAGAUGAGUAA
Pestalotiopsis fici W106-1 is the source of this 1707-nucleotide messenger RNA. RefSeq lists its product as uncharacterized. Bases 1 to 1707 code for a protein of 568 amino acids. The record is from RefSeq and is a predicted model, not a curated record. Gene Ontology annotation, molecular function: transmembrane transporter activity. The transcript is spliced from 2 exons. Gene Ontology annotation, biological process: transmembrane transport. NCBI's taxonomy places the organism in Eukaryota, Fungi, Ascomycota, Sordariomycetes, Amphisphaeriales, Sporocadaceae.